CUCAAUAAGUCCUGUAGCGAAACGACUCCACCCAUGUAGCGAAACGACCUACCAUGUAGCGAAACGACUGCCACAUGUAGCGAAACGACUUGUAGCGAUGUAGCGAAACAGCCUGAUACCCCUGAGACGCUACCUGGCUGCGGAGAACAUCGACCUUGACCUAGUUUAUUGUCAUUGUUAUAAGUAAUUUGCAAAUGGCAGAUUUUUGCUGGCGCUAAAUUCAUCGGUUUUUUGGCGUGCACGUGAAAGUUUGCAGCAUUGGAAUGAGUGACGAACAAAACGUGUGUUCCUUCUGCCACAGAGGAAAAGAAGUUGAAGAUCACUGUGGCCCUUUAGAGUCUUCGCCAACCUGCUCUGCUCAUCGACGGUGUAUGCAAUAUUCCUCAGGUCUCUCUCAGUACAAGUUUGAAAGCUUUGGUGGCUUUGAAAUUAAUGAUGUGGAGAAAGAGAUCAAGAGAGGAAGGAAGCUGAAAUGCUCCAUUUGUUUGAGCAAAAGGAAUAAGAAGCAGCUGAAUUGGCCUGCAAGUACAGUGUAUGGUGCCACAGCAGGUUGUUCAAUCGCCACUUGUAAGAAGUCGUUCCAUUACUACUGUGCCAAGAUGAGCCCAAUUCACAGGACAGAACGCCUUCUCACCAAGAUCACAGGUGUCAAUGGAGAAACACAAGAUGUGGUGAAAUACAGGACAUUCUGUGGCGAGGGUCACUACAAAACAUACAUGGAUGCAUCAGAUUCUCAAAAAGGUGAUGAUUUGGCCACCAUUGAAGUAUAUCAAGGAGAACCACUCGAAAACUAUCUCAGCGCUGAUGAAGAGACAAUGAUUGAUGAUAACAGUAACAGAGUCGGUAUCCAGGGCAAUGAGAGUGACCCUGUGGAAGAGGUGCUCGGGCAGGCAGAAGAACAACAGAAAUCACCAGGGCCGCUGAGUCCACUGGAGCCAGUGAGAGAACAGGAUGAACCCACGCUGCAGGCAGACAGGCUGAAGAGAUUAAGCCCUGAUGAUCUGCCCAAUAUUGCACCACCAAGAAAGCGAGUGAGAUCAGCUUAUGGGGGUAGAAAUGGCACCCCCAUCAGGAUGACGGCAUCAUCGCCAACAGUUACCACAUUAGGUGGUGAUGAUGUGGUAGACGCACCUCAGGUAGUCGUUAAACAAGAACCCACAGAGAAUGAGGUGUCAUCAACUAGUCAGCGUGAUGCUGCUGGUGAUGAGCCGAGACUGGCCAGUUCUAGUUCUGUGGACACAACUGACGGGGAAGGAGAGAGUGCAUUAAAAAAUAGAGUUUGUGCCAUAUGUUUUUCUGACAAGAACAGUCUAUGCCCUGAUAGCCUCGCUGCUAUAAAGAACAGCAUCAACAAGACCAUGAGUGUUGAACAAGGAAACAUAAUGUUUUGGGCGGACAUUACUGAGCAGAGAAUGUAUUGGAAGAACGACACAUAUAUGCGAUACUUCAUGUUGGACAUCGUCAAGGCUGUCAGGGAUCGUGACUUAGUGCACCUGCAGGAUCUCCUGUUGCAACCAGAUGACAUGCUAGACCAGUACAAAGGUCAACACAGCUUCACGUGUCAGUUCAUGGGCGAGAUCCUCGAAUGCCUGAAGAAGAUCCUACAGACCCAGAUUGACCACUAUGCUGAACAAGUCAAUGGUGAUGAGACACUGGCAAAAACACUGGUGGUUGAUCAGCGCAAUGCUGGAAAGAGUUUCAUCUUCGUGUUACUGUUGAACGAGAUGACUGACGCUGGCGGGAUUCUACGCAGGAACUUCUCCAAGCAGUAUUUGUUGUAUUCGUUGAACAAGAACUGUGAACUGAGACGCUUUGAUUUGCCUGUGUUGCGAAGAGAAACAUUGAAAAAGAGAGAGAUCUCAACUUUGAGAUCAUGGCUGAAGGCACAGACCAAAAACAACUAUGAGGUGCAUCUCUUCCCCACUGAGGAAAUGCUCCUGGUUGUGGAUGACUCUGUUGCUUGGCAGUUAUCUCAGGACCUCAUCAUCGGCAGCACAGGACAUGCCGAUUGUGACAUUGUCUUCUUUCGUGCUAUCAAUACAGAAAUCAUCAAUCAUAAAGCUUACUGCCACCAGGUGAUGAGAUCGCAUUAUCAGCAGCUCGGUGGGCCCAAGAAAGUCUUCUUCGUGUUUGACAUUUCGGUGGAGAAUUCCUACUCUUGUUGGAAGGACUUGGUGCCAAGCGAUGUGAAGACGGAGGUGUUGGUGUGGAGCAGUUUCGACCCAUCGAGGUUCCCUGUCACGUGUGUCGUGGUUUAUAUGAUCAAGGAAGAGCAAGAUGACACAGACAGUGAGUCACUACUUGUGCAGCCGAAACGCCUUACCAGAAGGAGUGCUACAUUAGCAAGAUGAGGACGAAUACACAUCUUGCUGUGCUGAUCAAAUAGCCAUUUUUUGAGUCUCUGGAGGUUGCAUUCUGAAGAUGUGCCUGAGCAUCAAAAUUGCCUGUUAGUUGCCCUUUGUGGGCCCCUGCUUGUCUAUAAGUGCCCUUUGUGGGCCCCUGCUUGUCUUUUGAGAGGUUGUGACUUACUGUUUAAGAAAAACAGAGCAGCUGUGUUUUAUGGUUUGGUUUGCUUCUGUACUCGCCAUUCAGUGCAUUUAUUAAACCUGUGGUUGUUUGCUUGCUUUGUAGUUACUCCUAUCAACUCUCCCAGCUGUUACUCCACAGGCCUUACUUUUAAAAUCAUUUUGCCAUAACAGAUGAAGCAUUUUUUACUUCAAUGUUGCAGACAGUUAAUAAUGAUUUAUGUGUUUUGUGCUUGAUACUCUUCAGUCUGUAAGAAAGUGUGCCCAACACGCAACACUCCAUUCUCGGUAGUGGUUUUGUAUGUGGCAAUCAAGCUUCUUUAUGGACAGUACUGUAGGUGCUUAUCAUGCUCAAUACAUUGCAUCAGGUAUAUACAUAGGUCACAUACGUACAUAGGUAAGGUGCUUUAUAGGUAAUGUAUGAUAAAUGAAUGCACUUUUCAUUUUGGUGUAAGCUGUACAAUUGUUUUGUUUCCUAAGGUUCCCUGGUAGUUUUUGAAGGAAAUUCGGAGUAGAAAGUAUUGAUGAUGUGAAUUUUAAAAGGAGGUUGAUCUUGAUGUCUUUUAUUCAUUGAUUCAUUUAUGUAUUCUACGUUCUACCUGACAUUACACAAUGUAACAUUUAAAAAGAAGAAUGCCUCUCCUGAAGUUUGCAGUUUCAUCAUAAUAUUAUCAUAUGCCAGAUACAAUAGCCAACUGGUUGCUGGUCCUCGCCAUUGUGUCUGUAAAAAGGUUGCUGUUUCAAUACAUCUGACUGUUCUGAGGCUAUUGGCUUCAGGAGAGAUGUUCUUUACAAGCUAUACACUGCUGUUUUAUUGAUUUUUAAAAAAGUUUAUGAUCAAUGUGAAUUCAUGUAUGUUUGUUUUGUGUCAAGGUCAUUUUGUGAGGUUUCAUUUCACCUUUUCUCUAAAUUUGGCAAUAAAAGUUGCACAAGAAAUAUGUAUUUCUUGAGGAAGUUUUUAUUGGUUUAUCAUGUUGCUGGUGAUUAUUGUUUGGUUUUGUAUGUGUAAACAUGCCAUAUCAUUUUAAUAUUAGGGCUUGUGGUGUUCCCUAUGUGUAAACAUGCCAUAGCAUUUUGGAGCUUGCGGUGUUCCUUAUGUGGGUAUUUUUGGUGUCCAGCUCACUCUUGCACUUGCUGACAAUAUAGAAUCUGAUGUACAAUUACAUUUGUGGGUAGAUGGCUAUUUGUAUGAUACCUAACCGUGUUAUGGCUGGUGUGGUCAGCUGCCCCAUUUGAACACUAUAACUGUGGGGGCCAGUGCAACAUGCCCAGGUGUUGUAUUCCACUGCGUAUCUGGGACGAAGGAUCUUUGGUGGACUAAGAUGGGACAUCUUGGCAUUGGACACAUCUUGGGUGGGCCUUCCUUGUUGAUUCCUCUUCCUUCAGUAUCUGCCUAGUUGCACCCAAGUCUCUGAGUUGCCUGUCCAGAUCACACUUGUGAGACAAAUGUUACCUCUGUUGUUCUGAUGUGUCUCGCCGAGUCUCUGUAAUCAUGUUGCUCUGUCUUGUUAUUCUUAUGUCUUUCACCAUUGUAAGUGCGAGGAUUUUCUGAAGAGGGAGAUGAUUAUGGAUGUGAGAAGCUCAAAAGUGUUCAAGUUCUGUAAAUCAUCUUGAUGAGUACUCCUGUUGCUAUUAUAAUGAAAGUAGACAUUUGUUUUAAAGAAUCAUGAACUGGUUAAAGAAAAAAAGGUGGUUCACAGUAUUUGAACGUCAUUUCUUGUGUUUUUGUCAGUUAUUGUCUGUAGAGGCUAUGCAUUCAGUGCUCUCUUAUUUCCAAGUGGUCUUUGGCAAGGUUUUAUUGCAUUAUUUUCAGUGGUUGUCCCCAGUAAAGUAUUGUACUGAAAUGUUGAGUCUUUAUAAAAGGAUACAAUAUCUCACACCCUUAUUUAGUGAUAUUUCCUUUUUAAACUGAAAUAAGUAAUUGAAAUUCUGUAUGACAAGGAAGUAGAUGUGCUUUCUUGUAUUGUUCUCAUGGAUGAUGUAUUUUGUAUGAGUAUGUAUGAAUAUAGUCUGUAAAAAGUGAGAUUAAACUUUUACUGUAAUGAAA
Messenger RNA from Lineus longissimus, 4572 nucleotides. RefSeq lists its product as uncharacterized. The coding region runs from base 264 to 2351 and encodes 695 amino acids. Lineage: Eukaryota; Metazoa; Nemertea; Pilidiophora; Heteronemertea; Lineidae. Gene Ontology annotation, cellular component: nucleus. The record is from RefSeq and is a predicted model, not a curated record. The transcript has 9 exons.